ACACAAUUUUCAUAUAUUCAUAUAUAUAAAAAUUAUAAUUAUUCAAAAAAGAAAAAUGGGAAAGUCAUUUCCACUUGUAGCAAUUUUUGUUUUUGCAAUGGGUUUGAAUGUUUGCUAUGCAGUUGAUUACAUUGUUGGUGAUUCAGCUGGAUGGAACCCUGCUGUUGAUUUCAAUGCUUGGGCCGCAAGCAAGACUUUUACAGUUCGCGACUCGCUCGUGUUCAGGUAUACAAAGGGAGCUCAUAAUGUGGUUCAAGUGAAUCAAAUAAGUGACUAUGCAAAUUGCUAUUCAGGACAGAGUGUUCCAUUGACAAGUGGAAAUGAUGUAAUCCCACUAAGAAGUUCUGGAGCCAAAUACUUUAUUAGCAGUGUAAAGGAUGAUUGUGCCAAGGGUCAAAAACUCACUAUUAAUGUUAAAUGAGUAAUUUAAUUACAUUAUAACAAUCAAUGUAAUUUCUA
Molecule: messenger RNA, 459 nt
Organism: Cannabis sativa
Lineage: Eukaryota; Viridiplantae; Streptophyta; Magnoliopsida; Rosales; Cannabaceae
Product: blue copper protein-like
Exons: 2
Coding region: 56-421 (121 amino acids)
Cellular component (GO): plasma membrane
Molecular function (GO): electron transfer activity
Source: RefSeq, a predicted model, not a curated record